CUGUUUGUCGAUUGAAAUUCCUCGGCCCCUUUCGGAUCUCUCCGCUUUCUCUAUUGGUUUUGUAGCCCAAAGCAAUUUCCACGCAGCGAGAGGUGCAGUGUUAAAGGCAGGUAAGAGAGAUGGAUUUGGACCAGUGGAUCGCGAAGGUGAAGGAAGGGCAGCAUCUGCUGGAAGACGAGCUUCAGCUUCUUUGCGAAUAUGUAAAAGAGAUUCUCAUUGAGGAGUCGAAUGUGCAGCCUGUGAAUAGCCCGGUAACUGUUUGUGGUGACAUUCAUGGCCAAUUUCAUGAUCUAAUGAAACUUUUCCAGACAGGGGGUCAUGUACCUGAGACAAAUUAUAUCUUUAUGGGAGACUUUGUUGAUAGAGGGUACAAUAGUCUGGAAGUGUUCACCAUCCUUUUACUUCUUAAAGCUAGAUACCCAGCUAAUAUUACCCUUUUACGAGGAAACCAUGAAAGUAGGCAGCUAACCCAGGUUUAUGGGUUUUAUGAUGAAUGCCAGAGAAAGUAUGGAAAUGCCAAUGCCUGGCGGUAUUGUACAGAUGUUUUUGACUACCUAACGCUUUCAGCAAUAAUAGAUGGAACUGUGCUCUGUGUUCAUGGUGGUCUUUCUCCUGACAUUCGAACGAUUGAUCAGAUAAGGGUUAUUGAUCGAAAUUGUGAAAUUCCACAUGAGGGACCCUUUUGUGAUCUAAUGUGGAGUGAUCCUGAAGAUAUUGAGACAUGGGCAGUCAGUCCCCGUGGUGCAGGUUGGCUUUUUGGAUCCAGAGUCACUUCUGAGUUUAAUCACAUAAAUACUCUUGAUCUUGUUUGUCGAGCUCAUCAACUAGUGCAAGAAGGCCUUAAGUAUAUGUUUCAAGAUAAAGGCCUUGUAACUGUAUGGUCUGCACCUAAUUAUUGUUACCGGUGUGGAAAUGUUGCUUCUAUUUUGAGCUUCAAUGAAAAUAUGGCAAAAGAUCUAUUUGAGAAUCUCCUUGCACAAGCUCUCACUAAAAAGUUAAAGGAAAAUACUUCUCAAAAAUACAGUGGCCAGAACACACUGUGAGCUUGAGAAGCUCACCAAAAAUUCUUCAAGCUUCUGAUGAACUUUCCUUGGUUCCUACUUCAAUCUUGCCAUCGCUAUCAUUGUUGUUCACAUUGUGCUUCUGUUGAUGUUUUCAGUAUGCUGGAAAGCCAUUAAAAUACCAAUGCCAUUGUCAUGUGGCGAUCGUAUGGAAGAGUAUCAUUGAAUUGUUUGGACAUAUUAAAUAUACAUAUCUCCUCAUGCUAAUAAGGAGUCCUUAACUAUCAAACUUUCUCAACCAUUUCCAAACUAACUCCUAAUUCCCCACAUAAUGCCUAGUAGCAAAAGAUGAAGAGAUAAUGACAAGGAGGAAGAACUACAUGCCUAGCUGUUGCCUGGCAGUAUAUGAAGGAUAUUCAGUUAGGAGAAGGUUUAUUAAGUCUAUCCAGUAGUGUGUUGGCAGAGUCUCUUAGUCUUUUGAAUACCAGAGGCUGCCUUUCGUGUUUAGCAUUUCUCUUGUGCUUAGGUAUUGCAUUCGUUUCUCUCAUUCCUUGGAAUCCGAGUUGCAGAUCCUUUUCUCUAAAUAAUGCAAGUCAACUUAGAGAGUCCCCCAGUUCUUUUUGUUUUUUUAUUUUCAUUCUGGUUAACUUAAAUUUCCAUUCCUCUUUUUGCUUAGAUGGUAAUGUUACCAAGGCAGCUGUCCUCGCUCUUACCAAGGCAGCUGUCCUCACUCACACCAUGCAAACUACUGCAUUUUGGAUCUUGUCACUUUAGGCUGCCUUUUCCAAUUGAUAAUUUUGGGUGAAAGAUGUGAAUUCUCGUGUUGAAAUGGAUUUAUAGAAUCUGAUGGAACUUGAUGCUAUUCGAACGAAAGCAGACACAGUAGGAGCAAUAUGAUGGAAAUCUAUACUCAAUUUUGUCCUUUCAUUCAACAGGAAAUAUCUCCUGCAAUCAACAUCCAUAACAGAGUGAACAAUAUAUCAGAAGCAAAAGAAUAAAAAAAUAAACCUAUUCUGGCAUUCGAGGCUCCCAAAAUCCUUUGCCGGGUUCUCUGCACUUCCUUGCAACAACCCACC
Molecule: messenger RNA, 2077 nt
Organism: Neltuma alba
Lineage: Eukaryota; Viridiplantae; Streptophyta; Magnoliopsida; Fabales; Fabaceae
Product: phytochrome-associated serine/threonine-protein phosphatase
Exons: 10
Coding region: 120-1043 (307 amino acids)
Molecular function (GO): protein serine/threonine phosphatase activity
Source: RefSeq, a predicted model, not a curated record